GGACGCUGGGCGGGACUUUCGGCUUUGCGUGCAGGAGGUUCUUUGAAACUUUCUGGAUCUGUCAGUCUGCUUCACAGAAAACUGGUUUUAUCAGUAUUGGUCAUGGCAGGAAAACUGUAGAGUUGAGGCGUUUUUCCUCCGUCACGGAGACGGAGCUGAGGUUUUCGACAGCCCGUGUGAUCUAAUCCAAGCUUGGAGGAGGGAUGGCCACAUCCCAGGGCCCGGCUGGCCAGUGGAGCCCAAUGGUGAUUGUGGAGGCUGCGGGUGGAGCCCUGCCCCAGGUUUCCCAGUAUUCAGUGAAACCUGCCAACCAGGAAGAGGACUGCUUAUCCUUUGAGGAUGUGGCUGUGUACUUCUCCUGGGAGGAAUGGACACUGCUUGAUGACUCUCAAAGGCUCCUGUACCAGACUGUGAUGUCAGAGAUCUUAACACUCAUGUCUUCUUUGGGACUUAUACCUUCUGGGAUCCAUGAGAUGACUCAGCUGAAGUCUUGGGGAGAGCCCUCUGUGCCUGCGUUGAGAUUCCUGACUCCAGGUUGUUGGAUCAAAGUGGACAGUGAAAUGUCACCCUUUGAGCAGAGUCCGUCUGCAGAAGGUGCCAGGCCGUCCACCCUACAACAGCACAUGCUGUGCUGUGCUGAGACACCCGUGCUAAGCAUGGACAAUGUGAUGAUCCUCCAGACCUCCUCGGGUCUUCUAAGGCAUCAAGUGACUUAUAAUGUUGGGGAUGCCCCCAUGAACAUGGAGAGUGGAGAGGCCAUUCAGAGUGAGAAGAAGAACUGCAUAUGCAGUGACUGUGGCAAAACUUUUACUAGCACAUCCCACCUCAAUCGACACCGGAUGAUACACACUGGAGAAAAGCCUUUUCAGUGCAGCGAGUGUGGGAUGUCCUUCAGCCAAAAAGCCUUUCUUAUUAAGCAUUUCAGAAUUCACACCGGAGAGAAGCCAUUCAGGUGUGGGGAGUGUGGCAAAGCCUUCAAGCAUAAUAUCUCCCUCGUAUCUCACCAGCGAGUUCACACAGGAGAGACGCCUUUUACCUGCACUGAAUGUGGGAAAUCAUAUAUGACCAGAUCCAACCUUACACGUCACUUUCAAGUUCAUGCUGCGGAGAAGCCUUACAGUUGCAGUGAAUGUGGCAAAGCAUUUAAGGAGAAAUCCAGCCUCAUUUAUCAUGCGCGAGUGCACACUCGAGAAAGGCCUUUUCAGUGCAGCGAGUGUGGCAAGUCCUUCAGCCAAAAAGCCUUUCUCAUUAAGCAUUUCAGAAUUCACACCGGAGAGAAGCCAUUCAGGUGCAGUGAGUGUGGCAAAACCUUCAAGCACAACUGCUUCCUUGUUGCUCAUCAGCGAGUUCACACAGGAGAGACACCUUUUACAUGCACUGAAUGUGGCAAGUCAUACAUGAACAGAUCCAGCCUUUUAUAUCAUUAUCGGGUUCAUACCGGAGAAAAGCCGUAGAAGUAUACUGUAGUGGUUUGAAUAGGUUUGGCCCUAUAGAUUCAUGUGUUUGAAUGCUUGGCCCAUAGGGAGUGACACUAUUAGGUGAUGUGGCCUUCUUAGAAUAGGCGUGGCCUUGUUGGAGAAAGUGUGUCACUGUGGGGAUGGGCUUUGAGGUCCAAUGCUCAAGCUCCACCCAGUGUGGGAGAGUCUCUUCCUGGCUGCCUUCACAUCAGGUUAUAGAACCUCUGCUCUUCUUCACCAUGUCUGCCUGCAUGCAGCCAUGGUUCCUGCCAAGAUGAUAAUGGACUGACCUUCUGAAACUGUAAGCCAGACCCAAUUAAAUGUUGUCCUUUAUAACAGUUGCCGUGCUAAUGGUGUCUUUUUGAAGCAAUUGAAACCCUAACUAAAACAUGCAUCGAAUGCAUUAAAUCAUUUAAGAAAAAAAUCCAGCCUUGUUUAUCAUGUCCAAGCUCAUACAGGGGAAAGAUCUUUUGAAUGUCGUGAAUCUGGGAAGUGUUAAAAAAACAAAACUCACCUCAUCAAAGACCAACAGGUUCAUAGUAGAGGAAAGGCUUUUAUGUGUAGGGCGUGGGGGAUGCAGCCUCAUUUAACAUCAGGGAUUUUAUGCAGCAAAGCAUCAUGAGUGCAAAGAAUGUGGUAAAGUAUUUUGCUACAGGACUGGCUCCACAUUGAAUAGACUAUAUGUAUUGAGUGCAAUGAACAUGGGAAAUUGUUUCCAUGAUCUACCCUAUCUAUCUACACAAAAGGAUAUUCACUGGACAAAAGUGCUUCAAAUGUGGGGAGAUUUCACCCACACUUCCAUCAUAUUUAACCUAAGAGGCCAUAGUGCAGAGAUGCAUCAUGAACCCACUGAAUCUGGGGGAGACUUUGAACAAACUAUGCUCUUAUUAGCAACACAGACACAACCCAGAUAGGUUUGUGAAUGCAAACAUAGAGAAAGCUUCAGCCAUUGACCAAGCUUGUUGAGCCUUAGGAGUGAAUGUGACUUUGAGCAGAAAAGUUCUGAGAGUGACUUUUGUGAGGAAGCCAGUCAUUGAAAAUUACUCAUCAAAGAAGAACAUGGAUCAAGAUGAGGAUUAGUGCCAUCUUCUUAUUCCUAAGAAGUUAAUGCUUUCUGGGGACUUAGCAAGAGGAAGCUGUGUUCUUGGCUGCACCAGUGUGGAAUGGAGUCUCCAUGUUACUGACUUUGAAUGGGGGAGGAAGAGAGUGACCUCAGUUUAAAUAAGACAUAUAUUUUGAUUGUUGUUUGUUCUAUUGGUUGCCUUUUUUUCCCCUCACUGAAUAUUGCAGUCCCUGAAAUAAAUGAUCAUUUACU
Molecule: messenger RNA, 2772 nt
Organism: Mus musculus (house mouse)
Lineage: Eukaryota; Metazoa; Chordata; Mammalia; Rodentia; Muridae
Gene: Zfp772
Product: zinc finger protein 772
Exons: 5
Coding region: 204-1454 (416 amino acids)
Biological process (GO): regulation of DNA-templated transcription
Cellular component (GO): nucleus
Source: RefSeq, marked provisional